AUGGCAGCUAUAUUUGUCCCUCCUUCUCCACAGACAUCGUUCGCUAUGUCUUCACGACGACCACCCCUCGCCAACGUCCCCAAUGCCGCCAACUCUCCCCAUCGAAGCAGCAACACGGCUGCUCUCAAACGCGCCCGUACGGGAUCCGAGAUGGGGUCCCGAAUCGACUUGCUUUUCGGUCAACCUCCUGCCAAGAAGCAAUUCGUGGAGCGAGAGGAUCAUGCUACCGGUUCCCCUUCCAAGCCACGCUCAAUGGCAGCUCCCCAGAUGAGUGCUGAAUCUAGGAUGUUCACACGAAGGGGCAAUGCUUCAUUAACCCCGUUUGAGAAAAAGUUGAUGGCAGUAAGAGAACAGAAAGAUGGAGCGAGUCAAGCAACUAGAAAUUCACGAUAUGAGAGGGCCUCUGCCGAGAAACUGGAUAAUAUCCGACAAUGGCAGAGACAUUACCGCAAGGCAUUUCCUAGCUUCGUGUUUUACUUUGACAGUCUACCAGCAGACGUUCGUAACCGAAGUUUGAGGGAAGUGCUUGCAUUGGGUGCGAAAGAGGAAAGAUUCUUUUCCAGGACAGUCACCCAUGUCGUCACGUCUCGGCCAAUUCCAGAUGUCGAUAUUCCCACCCCGACUGAAACACAGAAUGAGCAAACGUCCAUCGAAGGUCCCAUUCAGACCGUCAACCCUGUUCUUUUGGAACGAAACGACAAUCGAAGGGACCAUGGAAACAAUACCGAUGUACUAUAUCGAGCACGUCAAAUGGGCAUGAAGAUUUGGGCAAUUGAGAAACUACAACGAAUGUUGGCAGCCAUCCACGAACCAGACACUUCAGCUGCAUAUACCGGUGGCCGUGCAGGUUCUCUAUCUGUCAAGGGCCGCGGAGAGACGGAACUGUCCCAGGUACUUCGAAAUGAGCGUCUACAUGGACCAGCUGAUCGUGAUCCAACUCAAUUGAUGAAAGACUUGGUUUACUUCCGUGGCCCUUUUAUAUAUGUCCACGACAUGGAUGAAAAGACUCGUCCUGUUAUGGUGAGAGAGUAUCCCAGGGUUGCAGUGAAAGAGCAGGGUCUUUGGCCACAGUUUCGCAGCGCGCAAAUAGGGAAGUGUCCAUUCAUUCAGGAGGAGCCAACGAAGAAAGAACUUGCUCGUAUGAAGGAGGAGAAGAGAAGAAAGCAGCAGCAGCGAGAGCAGGAAAGGACUGCUGCCAAAGAGGAAGUCAUCAAGCGUGAAGAUGUACCUGAGACACAGAAUCAGGAGCAGCCUGUCAAGCAAGAGGCAGAUGAUCUGACUGCUCAGGUAAAACUGGAAGAAGAGGAUACCGCACCGCUAGGACCAUCAGAUGACCUCAGACCAUUAUCUGUUCGACCAGCACCACCACGAGUCAAGUCGGAGAAUCACUCAGUCAAACCCAUCGGAAAGAUUGCAGCUUGGCCGAUGCUGCGCGAGCCGGCCGCUUCUGGCGUCCAGCCGUCAAACAUCACCUCAGCAAUCCGAUCACAGAUGGUAUCGUCGACUGCAGCUGCACCUGGUGCAAAGGCAGGAUUGAGUAAAGAAGUACACGAAUUGAAACGAAAAGUUUUGGAAAAGAGCAAUGGAAGCAUGAUAACAAGCGCCAACCCAUCGUCCCACAGGCCCAUGGAUGCACCAACGAAUAUGAAACUUGCUUCCGGUGCCUCUGCCGGCGCGAAACGCCCACGAGAGAAGAUGAGUAACAUCCACGAGGAGGAUACAACACAGUCAGAGGACAACGGCAACAACAAUAUAUCACAAAACACGGACUGCAAAGGAACUCUACAGAAGAAAGUCGUCAAGGAGAAGCAACGUGAUCCCAAACCGGGUUACUGCGAGAACUGCCGAGACAAGUUUGAUGAUUUCGAUGAGCACACAAUGACCAGAAAACACCGCAAGUUCGCAACUACGCUGUCCAACUGGACUGAACUAGAUGCCUUACUGUCGAAACUUGAGCGUCCUUUGAAACAUGCAUACUAAAUGAUGGCUGUACUGUGUAAGAGUGAGUUGUGCUUGUAUUAAUAACUGACUCGGGUAUACUCGUUUUCUUGUCUAUGAAACAUGCUUACUGGUUACCUUUACA
Messenger RNA from Talaromyces stipitatus ATCC 10500, 2083 nucleotides. Its product is annotated as G1/S regulator NimO, putative. Gene Ontology annotation, molecular function: protein serine/threonine kinase activator activity; nucleic acid binding; zinc ion binding. Gene Ontology annotation, biological process: regulation of cell cycle phase transition; positive regulation of nuclear cell cycle DNA replication. The transcript has 3 exons. The record is from RefSeq and is a predicted model, not a curated record. Bases 1 to 1980 code for a protein of 659 amino acids. NCBI's taxonomy places the organism in Eukaryota, Fungi, Ascomycota, Eurotiomycetes, Eurotiales, Trichocomaceae. Gene Ontology annotation, cellular component: Dbf4-dependent protein kinase complex; nucleus.